Messenger RNA from Austrofundulus limnaeus, 1278 nucleotides. RefSeq names its product CREB/ATF bZIP transcription factor (gene crebzf). NCBI's taxonomy places the organism in Eukaryota, Metazoa, Chordata, Actinopteri, Cyprinodontiformes, Rivulidae. The coding region runs from base 162 to 713 and encodes 183 amino acids. The transcript is spliced from 5 exons. Gene Ontology annotation, biological process: regulation of DNA-templated transcription. The record is from RefSeq and is a predicted model, not a curated record. Gene Ontology annotation, molecular function: DNA-binding transcription factor activity.
AUGUAACUGAAGCUGUCGUAAAACGAGCAUUGAAGAAACCGAAAGAAGACACGCUGCACACGCAUCCAGUUUUACCGCUUAGCGCCGCACUGAAAAGGUUUAAGGUGUAGAAAUCAAGGAUUUGUUCCAGUUGGUAUCUUUGUGGUCCAGCUGUCGCCACAAUGAUCACCAGAAGAAGAAGCCGCAUGAACACCAUAGAGGUUCAGUCCGAGGAGGUUGAGGUGGUGGAUGUUGUGGGUGAAGAUCUCCUGGCGCCAUCUGAGGAUUUCCCCGCCGAUGAGUCGGAUCCUGCUGGAGCUGAACUUGAUGACCUGUUCGAAGACCUAAAAUGGACUCUAGAAAAAGAUAGUUCUUCUUCUCUCUUCGACAUCGACCUAGCAGAUUUCAGCGGAUAUGACGUCACAAACCAAAGCUCUGGUGUUGAAGUUUCGGCUGCCUCGUCUCCGGAGAGAACCAUGUCGGACCUCAGGAUGAAGAGCAAAGAGAACCGGUCGCACCAUGUCAACAAAAACGCCAUCGCUGCCAGAUUGAAUCGUUUAAAGAAGAAAGAAUAUGUCAGCAGCCUGGAGAAGCAAGUGGACGUCCUCUCGACAGAAAACGGCGUGCUCAAACGGGAGAACUCCUCGCUGACAAAACGCAUGGAGGAGUUAGAAGAUGAAACCAGGGGCCAGACUCAAACGACCAUGAUUACGCGUUGCCCAGGAAGCGGGUGAAAGUGGCGGAGAAAGAGUCAUCUGGUGGCGUGUGUCUGCACGUAGACAAGAACCACGUGUCAGUGGAGUUCUGCACAAAGUGUGCAGCGAGUGCAAGCACGGCGCUCAAAAUUUUCUUCUAGGUCGCUCCACCAUGCGGGAUGAGUGGCUUUCUGAACACCUUUACCUGCUUGGCUCCAUGUGGAUUCUGCUGAUGGGAGGUGAAGAGGCUGGACACGCUGCCGCCAACGUGGCCUGGUAUUUUUGUAAAGGUAGUAUCGGUAACAAACGGUAUAUGGAAUUUAUAUUUUACCAACAUUGUGCAACACUUAUAGCUGUUGAUGCUGUCAGCAAUUUUUUUUUUUUUUUUUUUUUACUACAGCUGCUCCUUUACUCGGAGMGACGCUGACACAGUCUCAUUGUAUAUAGUAUCUUCAGAUGAAAAUGUACAUAAAGUUACACAAACUGCUGUCAGAGUUGAUUUCCAUCAUGUUUAAUAAAGUGUAAAUGUUUAAUUUUGAACACAUUUUGUUUGAGGCAAAUGUUUUUUGCCGAUUGUCGAAGAAAUAAAUCACAUUUACUUUCA